Molecule: messenger RNA, 1107 nt
Organism: Haemonchus placei
Lineage: Eukaryota; Metazoa; Nematoda; Chromadorea; Rhabditida; Trichostrongylidae
Source: the annotation of a GenBank genome assembly
AUGGUCCUUCUUAGCUGUCGCGCAAGUCCAUUCCGACGAGCAGUGUUCAGAUGUACAGCCACAUUAGCAUUUAGCAUGUCAAUGUUGGUGCUGUGUGUCGUGGUAUCACAGGAAGCAUUCGCUUACUUGACACUCCUCAGGUCCGACAUCAUACCUCUUCUAGAAGUGAGCAUGCCAAUAAUCAAUCGUAAAGCGCUUGGUGUGGCUGCUCUGAGUGUGAUCACAAUUUGUGCCCAAGUAUGGAGCGCAAACGUAGUACAAGGACAAGCGAUUACUAGAUUGCGAGUGGAAAUGAAGACAGCAUCGGAGAAAGCGCUAUUCAUGUGCUUGGCCGUAGCAGCAUUACUCAUGUCGGUGGUAUUGUCUAUUGUAUAUGCUAAGGAGUUCAAACGUGCGUUAGCAGACGGCCUUCUACGCAAAAUCGCCGACUAUGACAAUAAUCCUGAGGCUCGUUAUGUAGUCGACAAACUACAGACAGAGUACGACUGCUGUGGCAUAGGCAGCGCUGAAGAUUAUGAAGACCUAUCGACAAUAGACCUCUAUGGAAGUGUUAAUCCAAUGCCGAGGGAAAAGACGUUGCAGUCAUGCCCUCACGACGAAACUAGCUGUCUUUAUCCGCUCUCAUGUUGUCUCAGUGUGGAGUGUACUGAAUACCGAUUGGCUGAAUUGAAUAUCGAAGGCGACAUAUUCCACGAAAGAUGGUAUAAAAGCACAGGUUGUCUUUCGGCACUGCUCACGUCAAAUCAGGGAGUGCUCGAUCCGAUGCUUCCCAUUUGGCUUUUAUCUGUAGCAAUCGUCUCCGAAAUAGUUGCACUUGUGUUUGCGCAACUGACGCUUACUUCGUAUCUAACAUUGGCUGAAAGCGGUUUGAGUGAAGCCGACGAAUCGGUGGCUUGGCUUUUACCAUUAUCGUAUCCUGACCCCGAAGACAUUGUUCAGCACCUCACAGAUUGGGCCCAAGAGUUGUAUGCCCUUGACGAGGGUGGUGAUGAAGGAGAGGGAGCUGCCAUUAAGAAACCUCAACUUGGUGGAAGGUUUCCUACAAGCAGUGGCGUAAAACCUGAACAGGUAACCAGGAAUGCAGCGGCCGUAGCAGCUUUGAAGUAG